AGGAUAUCGCAGCAAUAGAUUUGUACAGGUUUGCCUUUCCAGCUGUCACCUGAUGGGGCGGGAAGGUGAUGUCUGUAGACCUGUCGCAGCUGUGGAGACUGCGAGAGGAGUGUUUGCAGAUCAAAGCCUACAAUGAGGCUCUGAACAAGGCGAUUGAGGUUCAGCGCCAAGAGAAGGAAAGGGCUGACCGCCAGAACGCUCGACACCGUCGGCGAGACGCACUGGACGAAACGAUGUGUCGCCAGCGCGAGGCGCUGGCGCAGCGGCUGAAGCGAAGGGCGCUGCUGACGUGGCACCUGCCCAGCCGCAGGUGCCACUUCCAGCGACUGGCCCUGGAACGCGAGGGCACAGCCUUUUGGAGAGGAAGGUGGCUCCGAGCAUGGCGCCUGGCAUGCAUCGACAGCCAGCUGCUCUCGCAGGAGGAAGUCCGGCGUGAGAGGGAGAUGCUGGCAUCCGGCGUAGACGCCAAGCUGGAGAAGGCCAAGGCUGACUUGCGGGCAGCACGGCGUCGUCAUCUUUCCCUGCACCUGACAGCACUCGACCGGGCCAAAGAGAGCGCGGAGUGGCAGAUCUGCCAGCGGGUCUUCCUCAGCUGGUCUUGGCAGGUGUCUUUGGAGGCUAUCCACCGGAGACAGGUGAUGCUUUUGGAGUCUAGAUGCCGCUCCUCCAGAUUUCUGCAGGACAUGCUGCUCAUGUGGAGGUCUCUGUGCGAGCCUCACAGAUUGCCGCGGGUGCCCUGUUUGGAAGCAAGAUCUGUGUUGGUUCUGGAGCAGAUGGCAGUGGACAGGCUUCGAGUCAUCAUCGAUGCGUGGAGCCAUGAAGCGGGCUUCCUGGAGAAGAGACAGGCCGCAGCGAAUUUCCAGCAGAUCUUCCCCCUCAGGGCUGCCGCAUUUCUCGCCCAGCGUUUGGAGGCUGCGGCCGCCUCUGCCAGUUUGUGGCAGUGGCGGCGCUUCACGCGCGCCCAUGCCUGGGAGGCUUGGAGCAAAGCGACCCAGUCGAGGCAGGAAAGGGAAGCCGAGAUGAGCUCCAGGAGGCACCUGGCCGACCUGCGCUGGAGGUCCGAAUUUGAGGCUGUGGCAGGCAGCCUGCUGCUUCGCUGGGCGCUGAGCCACUGGGUUGCCAGCUGGCUGUCUCCACAGAGGAGCGCAAGGCAGAAGGCACAGCAAGAGAAUCUGCGUCUCCAGUCCUUCUUGGCGGAAUCUGAAGGCCGAGCGAUGAUGAGAGCCCGGGAGCCUGCGGUUGCCGCCGGUGCGUUGCGUAUCGGCUCGCUGGUCCACGGGCGCUUGCGAUUGGCCUUGGGCCUGCUGGCACCGGCGGCGGAGGAAAGUGUUUUCCAACAGCUGCAGGUGUGCCAAGCUUCGGCAUCGCGGAGUGCGGCGGAGAGGCAGUCCAUGGAGGAUUGGUUUGUGGAACAGCAGCACGGCGUGGGACGGGCCCGACGAACCGCCCAGGAGGUCGCGGGCGCCUGGGUGGCCUACCUGCAGCUGAGGCUCUUUCGCAGGUCGCUGCUGGCGUGGCGGGUGGGCAUGCUGAAACUCCAAGUGGAGCGAAAGCGGCAGUGGCAGGAGAUGCAGCGGCGAUCACAGGCGGAUGCGUACCGGGAAAGGUGCCGAGACAAGCAGGCGAAAGCUGCGGAGGCGCUUUUCUCCUCCACGGGUCACCAGAGUGUGCGGCUGGCGCUACGGCAGUGGCACGGCGUCGCUUUCAAGGAGAGAAGAUCCAAGGAGAUUGCUCGACUGCGCGAGCAGUCGCAGGCCCGGAUUGCACAGCAGCAGCGGAGGAUAGAACAAGCCAACCUUGCCACCAUCAGGUAUCGAGAGCACGCAUUUGCACCCUUCUUCGCCGCCAGUGAAGAGGGCUCGGCCAAGUGGCUGCAGAUCUUCCUGUGGGACUGGAAGCGGGCGGUGACAUCCUCCGCUUCGAAACGGAUCCUGCGUUUGUGGCGGAUCAUUGCCUCUAUGGAGCUCUUCAAGUGCAAGGUGUGGCUCGCAGAAUCCUGCAUUCGGCUGUGGGCCUGUGUGGUGCGUGUGGCUCGCCUGGAGGCGUCUGCUGAGGAUCAUCUCCUGCCAAUCAUGGCAAUACAAGCGGAGGCACGCCUGCAGGCGUCGGUGGAGGCACGCAUCGCGGCAGGCGAGUCCUUGCUCCUGCUGCACACCCUCCUUUGUGCUUGGAGGAGGUUCCGGCAGGUGGAGAUGCUGAAGCUCGAGGUGCAGCGUGCCUGUCAGCGCUGGAAUGGCGAGGAGCGGAAGGUCAUGCAGACCCUGCGGGAUGUUGAGCAUAGCGUCGGCAAAGUCUGGGGCUUUGCGGUCCAUGCGAUGGACAAGCACCAUGCCAGGGAGGAUUUGCGCGACGUUCUGCUGGCCUGGGCGCAGGAAGCUUGCUACGGCAAGGUCGAGACUCAACUCCUGGCAGCCUGCGAAGAGGCGCACAAGGGUCCGCAAGAGCAGCGGCGCUUCGAAGCAAUGGUGCGUGAACGCUGGACAGACAGGAGCUUGCGUUUCCACCAGCGGGACCGCGCAAGGAGUUGUGUGGCCAGCUACUUGUCAUCCUGGCGACAAGCUGCGCUGCAAGAGACCGCACAAAGACGUCGGCGAGAGAGAAAGGAGCGAGCUGCCAGCGUCAUUGAGCGGUGGCUGGACCAGGAGCGCCUCCGGGAAGUGCAGUCCAUCUUCGAUGCCUGGCAACUGGCGGUUUGCUCCGCCAGGCAGCAGUGGCUCGAGCAGAGGCGCCGCUGGCUUGAGACGGUCCUGGAGCACAGCGAUGCGGCCUGGGCACAGCCGGCAGUUCCAAGCCUGCAGGAGAAGGCCUUCCAGCCACAGCGGCGGCCCCGAUUGCAGUCGGCCCCGAUUGCUCCGCUGGCAACUUGGAGACAGGUGCAAAACGGCCAUUCUGUGCGUUUUGAAGCACAUGCAGGGACAAGCACAAGCAUGCACUAUUGCCACAAAUCAUGCCAAAGUCUCCCAAUCCAAAUGUGAACCUGCCGAGACAGAAGAGAUCCCCUGUUGGAUGUUAUCUUCAGGGCAUCCGAAAAGGAACCCACUUUCUGGGGGCCAUGUUUUUUGGAUACACC
This is a messenger RNA of Effrenium voratum, 3070 nucleotides long. NCBI's taxonomy places the organism in Eukaryota, Dinophyceae, Suessiales, Symbiodiniaceae. The record is from the annotation of a GenBank genome assembly.